UGAACUAGCUAGCAGGUUGAAAACAGCUAAUAAGCUAACUAACCCACCGGGCACGUUAAUGUCACCUGACUGAUAAAUAACGUCGAUGGAAGUUCAACAUGGAGCACAUAAGAGCAAUCACAACAUCUGAAUCCUUUCAACAGAUGAUCAGUCGACCCAAACUGGACAGCUAGGGUGGACAUGCAAAAAAGGCUAGCAAGCGAUAACAAGCAGCUAAUCACACAAUGCAAAGGAGAUAUAAGAGCAGACAUUAACCAAGAGUAACAACCAUAACAGCAGUGCAUGUGCUGCAGACAUCACCUACCGGGGGAGCUCCUCUGUAAUGCCAGAAGGAGUGAAAUACACCUUCAAUAGUCAGCUGCAGCGAUGAAGACUAAGUCGAUCAUUUCUGACCUACACUUAAAAUUUGCCGAGAAGCCAUGGAACGAAACCUUUCAGCUUGUCCGAAGAUGCAUGGACCGAUCCAGAGAUGAAUCCAAACCCUGUGAGCUGCUGGUUAGAUCUCUGGAAAGGCUCCAAGAAGUUUGUACUGUGUCCUCUAUGAACGCCGCAAAGUCUCGUCUGGAAAUGAUUGCCAAACAACAGCGAAUGGGCUUUCACAUUACUGAGGCCACCUGCUACCUGACGGCAGAUCUCUUCUACCUGGAGGUGGUGUUGCUGCCGAGUGGCGGGGUGAUGGAGGUAAAAGUAGCCCCACAUGGAGGAUCCCCUGUCCCCAGUGAAUCCUUUCUUCAGCUGCUGAGGUCACACAAUUUUGCUGAGUUCUCUGUGAAGCUGGAAGGCCUCUACAACCAGUACAACAUCCCUGGAGACAACGAAGUCAAAUUAAAAUUAUUUGCAUCUCUCCAAUGCCUGGGGGAGGAUUUGCAGCAAAUGUCAGCUCUGCAAAGGGCACAAAAAGACUUCAACACUGAAGUAGAAAUGAUUAACAAUGGCAGCACAGGGAGUCUGACAGCUGGGAAAGAAGAUUGCCCUAUGAUGAUCCAGUUCUAUAUCAAUCCUAAAGAUGGAGCAAACAUCUCAGACCUACAUGUGACAAACACAGAGAGAGUCAUUCAUGCAGCCCAGGUGACAGUGGGUGACAGUGAUGUGACUCACAUGCUUCAGACAGCGUCUGUGAUCGCGCAGCCUGCACAGCUGGACUCCCAGGGUGUUCCUGUGUUCCUCCCGCUGAGCAAGGUGCUGUGUGAGACACUGCCAGCAGUCUUUCUCCUUAAACUGCAACCUGCUAUACCAAUAUUGGCAUCUUUGGUUAACAGGAUCAGCCACAUCACAGAUGUGCCCAUACCAGAUGUUGGCCUGCAGUGGGCACCAUUACCCAAGCUUCUGAUGAGGCGUUCAAGUGCAAACAGCCAGCUGUCAGAUGAGCAGGAUGCUAUAUUUAAAAUGUCUCUUCCAUGCGGUGUGACACACAGUUAUGCUCUACCUGGAUCUGCAUGGAAGGAGCCUCCCCACAGAGCAGCUGUGGUAGACAGUAUUCCCUUCACCCACCCCUCCCACAUCCCUACCCUGCUGGAGCUGCUCCGGCAUCAGUGUCUCAUCAACACCCUGUUGUGGAGCUGUUUCACUUCUCAGUGUGAGGGAGCAGGUUUGGUUUGUGAUCUGCACUUCGAAGUCCUUCCGGAAUCUGAGAGCAGCUUUUCUGUGACCUUCCAGCAACCAAAAAGGGACUCCCUUGCUGUUUUGCUGGUGAAUGUUACUGAUGCUCAUCACAUUACAUGCACUUUGUAUGGAGCAGAGAUGUGGGAUCCCUCCAUGAAUGAAGACCUGUCCAAUGUCCUGAUGGGGUGUCUCUCCAUCCCCAUCACCCUGAGCACUUUGCACAGCAAGCUAUACGAGCUCACCACUACUCCACUUUCACCCGGCUGCCCAGCAACCACAGAGGCUGAAAAUGACCACUCUGCUCCCUCUAACGCCGCCAUGACCGACAUCAGCGGCGCCUCCACCACUUUCUCCCAGAGUCUAUCUGUGCCAGAGGACAGCUUCAGCGUUUCUGGAUCGGCCUGCUAUGCUGUGUCUGUAGCCAAAUCUGAGCCCUGUCCCGAAAUAAACACAAGUCCUGCUGUUGAGCCUUACUCUUGCACUGCUCCUGUGGGGGCGUUCCCACACUGGGUGACCAGUAAUGGACAACUGUCAGACCCCAUCUGAGACUUUACAUCUAAAAGCUUACACCUGAGUUAUUUUCAGAUUUUGCUCAAUGUCUUGGUGUAACCCUGUUUCAUACACACAUAACUUCUGUCAUUCAUAAUGAGUCAGAGAGAGUAUUUCUUAUCUUUUUGUUCUCUUUAGAGUCUUUCUCACUUUGCAUUCCAGCGUGGCAGAGACUGCCGGUUGUAAAGGUUUGAGGUUUGGCGUUUGACCUCUCUCUCUCAGACAGCCAAGAGCCGGCUGAUUGGUACCAUGUGAGCCAAUCAAACAUUUUUAGAGCUUGUGAUGCAUUCUCGAUGGCUCGUAAGAGUAAAAAAGAUCAACAAACUACAUACUGUAGUAAGAAAUAGCUGUACUGGAGCCAUAAAUAACAUCCUGAGUCGAGCUUGAUGUAGUGCUCACAUGAAAUUGUUACAUUUGUGACAUGAGUUUUGGCAUUUAGAAAUAUUCAUUUAGUUCUUUUUCCAGACAGUUUUUUUUCUCUUGUGUAAUAAAGUUGGUGUUUGAGUGUAAAACCUCUGUGGAAUGGAAAAUCCCAAUGUUUGCAUGUUGUGUGCAAAUUAGAAAGAUUACCCUACUUAAGGCUCCAUCGUUCAAAAAUGUGCCUCAUUUUGAAAAGGGGCUCCACCUGAAUGUUCUUUUUGUUAAUCUGUCAGUCAUGUCCUUUAUUAAAUGUUAGAAGCUUGUCAAAUUAAAAUCAAGCAAAUGACAAUGCUUAUUUCUUUGAUCACAA
Notolabrus celidotus (New Zealand spotty) is the source of this 2881-nucleotide messenger RNA. RefSeq lists its product as uncharacterized. Lineage: Eukaryota; Metazoa; Chordata; Actinopteri; Labriformes; Labridae. Gene Ontology annotation, molecular function: transcription coregulator activity; nuclear retinoic acid receptor binding; nuclear vitamin D receptor binding. The transcript has 18 exons. Gene Ontology annotation, biological process: cellular response to thyroid hormone stimulus; regulation of transcription by RNA polymerase II. Gene Ontology annotation, cellular component: mediator complex. Bases 367 to 2148 code for a protein of 593 amino acids. The record is from RefSeq and is a predicted model, not a curated record.